This is a messenger RNA of Fonsecaea multimorphosa CBS 102226, 1620 nucleotides long. RefSeq lists its product as uncharacterized. Lineage: Eukaryota; Fungi; Ascomycota; Eurotiomycetes; Chaetothyriales; Herpotrichiellaceae. Gene Ontology annotation, biological process: protein neddylation. The transcript has a single exon. The record is from RefSeq and is a predicted model, not a curated record. Bases 1 to 1620 code for a protein of 539 amino acids. Gene Ontology annotation, cellular component: cytoplasm. Gene Ontology annotation, molecular function: NEDD8 activating enzyme activity.
AUGACCGAGACUGCCCCCCACGAGCUCACGCCGCCUCCUCUCCAAGCGCCCACGGCCAAAGAACGGAAAUAUGACCGUCAAUUGAGAUUAUGGGCUGCCUCAGGGCAACGCGCUCUGGAAGAGUCUCACGUCCUCUUGAUUGUGGGAGACGAUGCCUUUGGCUCCAACAGCAGUGUUGCUGGUGCUGAAGCUCUAAAGAACCUCAUCCUCCCGAGCGUUGGCAGCUUCACGAUCGCAGACUCGGCGACGGUCACUGAAAGAGAUCUGGGCAUCAACUUCUUCCUCGAGUCGAACAGUCUCCACAAAUCAAGAGCAGACGAGAUGAGACGUCUGCUGCAAGAAUUGAAUCCUGAUGUGACAGGCCAUGCUAUUUCAGCUCCCUUGGCAGAAUGGCUCCCUUCGCAAGACUCCCUCAAGCCAUACAAUCUGAUCCUCCUCUGCGCUCCAGUGUCUCGGGAACCGCUCGAGAGGAUAUGUGGUUACGCUUUGGAGAAGUCGAUACCAAUCAUCUAUGUCCAAUCAGCCGGGUUCUUUGCUUCUUUCUCAAUCCAGUUGCCUACUGAAUUCCCCAUUGUGGAUACUCACCCUGAUCCAGAAAGUACCCAAGACCUCCGUCUUCUUGCGCCCUGGCCUGAACUCGACGCCGAAAUCGAUGCUCUGGGAGACCUCUCAUCGCUACCAGAUCACGACCACGGCCACGUUCCCUACAUACUGAUUCUCUUACACUACCUUAGACAGUGGAGGCUCGAUCACAAUGACAAAUACCCCUCCUCCUUCAAAGAAAAGACCGAGUUUCGGGACCUUGUCAAAUCGGGCGCAAGAACAAACAAUCCAGAAGGCGGCGAAGAGAAUUUCGACGAAGCCUGUGCCGCAGUGCUCAAGAGUAUAGCUCCACCACCGAUAGGGAGCGGGUGCAAGGAGAUGAUGUCUAUGCCUUCCUGCACCAACCUGACCGCAGACUCGGCAAAUUUCUGGGUCGUCGCAAACGCCAUCAAGACAUUCUACGACAGCCACGGCGUGCUACCGCUGCCGGGAACUCUACCAGACAUGAAGGCCACCAGUGCAGAUUAUGUCAAGCUUCAGACCAUCUACAAAACCAAAGCACGAGCUGACGUGGCCGAGGUGACCAAGCUUGUUCGACAAAUUGAAGCGUCCCUUUCAAGGACGGCUUCUUCGCAAGUCCCAGACUCGGAGAUUGAAGCCUUUUGCAAGAACGCCUCUCAUGUACGGGUCUUAACGAACCAGAAGAAAGAAGCACUGCCUUCACUCCGCCUCAUGCUCCCGGACUCCAAACUCUCCUCCCGUCUUACAUCCAUCAUUGAGAACGAUUGGGAAUCCCUGUUUCCUGUUUUCAUCGCUCUCAACAACAAAAACCUCUCACCAGACAUGCUAAACGAUGUGACUUCGGUUCUAUCCGACCCGGAAAGCCGAGAGAACAUUACCAAUGCAAUCACGGAAGUGGAGCGUGCGCAGGGCGGUGAGCUGCAUAAUAUCUCCAGUAUAGUAGGCGGCAUGGUCGCGCAGGAGGCAAUCAAACUGCUUACGAGGCAGUAUGUCCCCGUCGACGGGACUUGUGUUUUUGAUGGCAUCAAGAGUAAAUCUGGAGUGUUCAAGAUUUGA